Messenger RNA from Acanthosepion pharaonis, 1854 nucleotides. Lineage: Eukaryota; Metazoa; Mollusca; Cephalopoda; Sepiida; Sepiidae. The record is from the annotation of a GenBank genome assembly.
AUGUUUGCUCAUAUCUUGAAAACAUUGCUUCUUGGAAAGCAGCUGACUAACAGUUCAUUCACCUGUGCUUUCAAUGAGGGAAUGAACCUUUUGUUAACGAAGUCUACUUGCGGAAAGAGAAAGCCGUCUGUUGGCAGAGAUAUAAAGAGGACAACGAAUUAUUACUUUCUUUCAUUCUUUCUUUCUUUGCAUCGUUUCCUUCGUCUUUCCUUUAUAUUUUUUGUUCGUUUCUUUCUUUCUUUCUUUAUUUCUUUCUUUCUUUCUUUCUCUCUUGCUUUCUUUCUUUCUUUAGAUCUUUUCUAUCAUCUUUCCUUUAUAUUUUCGUUCGUUACUUUCUUUCUUUCUUUCUUUCUUUCUUUCUUCAUUUCUUUCUUUCUUUCUUUCUUUCUCUCUUUCUUUCUUUCUUUGGAUCUUUUCUUUCGUCUUUCCUUUAUAUUUUUGUUCGUUUCUUUCUUUUUUUCUUUCUUUCUUCAUUUCUUCAUUUCUUUCUUUCUUUCUUUCUUUCUUUCUUCAUUUCUUUCUUUCUUUCUUUCUUUCUUCAUUUCUUCAUUUCUUUCUUUCUUUCUUUCUUUCUUCAUUUCUUCAUUUCUUUCUUUAUUUCUUUCUUUCUUUCUUUCUUUCUUUGGACUUUUUCCUUUGUCUUUCCUUUAUAUUUUGUUUAUUUUGUUGUUUCUUUUUUCUUUCCUUCUUUCUUUCUUAUAUUAUUUCUUUCUUUCUUUCUUUCUUUCUUUCUUUCUUUCUUUCUUUCUUUCUUUGGAUAUUUUCUUUCGUCUUUCCUUUAUAUUAUUUGUUCAUUUCUUCCUUUCUUUCCUUCUUUCUUUCUUUGGACCUUUUCCUUGGUUCGUUCUUUUCUAUUUUGUUUAUUUGUUUGUUCGUUUCUUUCUUUCUUUCUUUCUUUCUUUCUUUGAACCUUUUCGUUCAUCAUUCUUUUAUAUUUUGUUUCUUUCUUUCUUUCAUUCUUUCUUUCUUUGCAUCUUUUCCUUCGUCUUUCCUUUAUAUUUUUGUUCGUUUCUUUAUUUCUUUCUUUCUUUCUUUGAACCUUUUCCUUCAUCAUUCUUUUAUAUUUUGUUUAUUUGUUUGUUCGUUUCUUUCUUUCUUUCUUUCUUUCUUUCUUUCUUUCUUUCUUUGCAUCGUUUCCUUCGUCUUUCCUUUAUAUUUUUUGUUCGUUUCUUUCUUUCUUUCUUUCUUUCUUUCUUCAUGUCUUUCUUUCCUUCAUUCUCUUUUGCUUUCUUUCUUUCUUUCUUUCUUUGGAUCUUUUCUGUCGUCUUUCCUUUAUAUUUUCGUUCGUUACUUUCUUUCUUUCUUUCUUUCUUUCUUUCUUUAGAUCUUUUCUGUCGUCUUUCCUUUAUAUUUUCGUUCGUUACUUUCUUUCUUUAUUUAUUUCUUCAUUUCUUUCUUUCUUUCUCUUUCUCUCUCUUUCUUUCUUUCUUUCUUUGGAUUUUUUCUUUCGUCUUUCCUUUAUAUUUUUGUUCGUUUCUUUCUUUUUUUUCAUUCUUUCUUCAUUUCUUUCUUUCUCUUUCUCUCUCUUUCUUUCUUUCUUUCUUUGGAUUUUUUCUUUCGUCUUUCCUUUAUAUUUUUGUUCGUUUCUUUCUUUUUUUCCAUUCUUUCUUUAUUUCUUUCUUUCGUCAUUUCUUUCUUUCUUUCUUUCUUUCUUUGGAUCUUUUCGUUCGUCUUUCCUUUAUAUUUUUUGCUCAUUUCUUCCUUUCUUUCUUUUUUUCUUUUUUCAUUUUUUUUGGACCUUUUCCUUCAAUCUUUUAUAUUUUGUUUAUUUGUUUGUUCGUUUCUUUCUUUCUUUCUUUCUUUCUUUCUUUCUUUCUUUCUUUCUUUCUUUCUUUACAUUUCCUGCAUCUCUAA